AUGAAAACAUUUGUAUGUUAUAUCGGUCUUUUAAUUACACUGGCUCUUCGAUUAAGAGCCACACAGUUUAAUUCUGCAAGCCACAAUCCUUCAUCGUAUAUUGAACUUGGUGAUAGAAUUUCAAAUAAAGUGGGAGCAACAUGGAAAAACCAGUUAGAUUCAUUCGUAGAUGUUGUAUCUACAAAAAUAGUGGACAAAUUAGAAAAUGAUAUAUCAAAUGGAAAUGGUUUAGAUAAUAUGAUGGUUCUUCUUGAAAAUGAUGCAGAAAUCUUCGACACAGAUGCCUACACAGGUCAUAACAUGGCACUUAUUCAAACUGAAUUUAUAAAGAAGUUGAAAGAAAAGUUUAACAAGAGUAAAUUUGGAAAUCAUCUAAAAAAAUUUGGUAAACAUUUAAAAGAUAAAAUGAAAGUUCUUUAUCUUAAACACAAAGAUAAAUUGAAGAAAUUUUUGAAAGUUAUGAUUGUCGGUUUAGUUAUACCCCUCGCAAUCAAGUUCAUAAAGAAAAAUUUGAAAAUAUGGGAACAAAGAACGUUAGAAGCUACUAAAAAACUUGAUCCAGAUACUAGAAGUGUAACGACACCAAUUAUUCAAGCUUUAUAUAGUAAAUUUGAAGAAAAAAUUGACGAUUAUGCUGCGGAACACGAAAUAAGUGUUGACAAAGAAUUGAAUGUAAUUCAAGAAUUGGAAAGAGAGAAGCAAGAUAUUGAAAAUAUAGAAAAUCAAGAAAAAAUGUUAAAGCAGAAUUAG
Messenger RNA from Plasmodium malariae, 750 nucleotides. RefSeq names its product gamete egress and sporozoite traversal protein, putative (gene GEST). The coding region runs from base 1 to 750 and encodes 249 amino acids. The transcript is spliced from 3 exons. Lineage: Eukaryota; Apicomplexa; Aconoidasida; Haemosporida; Plasmodiidae. The record is from RefSeq and is a predicted model, not a curated record.